AGGAAUGCUCCUGUCUGGCUUCAGGUAACUGAGAAAUCCUCAUGCAGCAAAUACCCCUGUAGGCACCUUCCCUGUACACGUUCCAUCCAGAGCCUCUACCUCCGACCACCUCUCCCAAUCCCCCUCUCACUCCAAGGGAAGGGUGGGAAGGAUGCACUGUGAUUUUCCAGGCAGUGGCAGGGAUGCAUCCCUAAGGAGGGUGAGGUGGCUGGAGUGGGAAGCUUCUCAGCACAAAGCAGGUUUGCCAUCUCCAGCCACUUUUUGCAAUUUAGAUCUUGCUGUAACUCGCAGUGUUUUGGCUCACAACCAGUCAGCUGGGAAGGAAGGGGUUACUUGGUGACCCAGAGCUUCCUCUUGUCAUGGCAAGGCAUUGAGAGAGAAGAGGAUUCUGGAGGUUUGUGCUUUCUGCUCUUUCCAAGGGGUAUAUUGGAAGAAAGCCAGGGAGCCAACUUUGCUUUGUGUGUUUGGGUCCCAAAACUUUUAGUGGAAGCAUUUAAUUCUGGGAAGAACGGCGUUGUCACUCAAAAUCCCAUAGCUGUCCCAAAAAAAAAGUGGUUUGGGGAGGAAAUGAGACACUUCUUCUUGAGAAAACAAACAAAAGCAGCCCAGCUCAAGCUGGCUGCCCACUCCAAAGCCGAGGAACAGUGGUUCAGGGGUUGGAUGGCUGUUCACCAUCCCAGUCCAUCAUGGGACAGCAACCCAGCAUCAACCAGCCCAUCAACCUGCACCCACUCUACCCCUGUCCCUGCAUCUCUGCUCUGGCCAGGCCCUCCAAAACUCCCCAAAACCUUUUGGCUCUGUACAGGGGAAGGGCUGUUGGUCCCUGCUGGGAUGGCUAUUAUGGUGGAGGAACCUGCUGUAUUUUGGCAUUUUCCUGGGAACUCAGUGACUGUUUCAGAAGAAAAAUAGAGUCUCUGUCAUGGAACACCCCCGGGGGUGAGUCAUGAGCCCUGGGUGGAGAGAAGGAAGGAACUGUUCUAAAAAGAAGACAUCCAGGGUCUGUGGGUAAGUACUGCCCAAAGAAGUCACAGGAGAAGACAGCUUGGAAAACUCUUAGGACAUCCAUGUGCAUGUGGGCCUGGCUUCAUCCUGAAGGAUUUUUUGUGAAAAACCACGGAGAAAACUCCACCUCGGGAGCACGAAGCUGGAAAAUGAAGAUUUUCUUAAUUUGGAUCCUUUUCCUCAUGACAGCCACGAGCACAGGUGACUGGGCAGUGACAGGCCCCAAGCAGGUGAGAGUGGAGCAGGGCAGCUCACUGGAGGUGUCCUGCAGCUACAAGCCACGCUACAAGCUCAGGUCCAAGUACUGGUGCCGCAAAAACUCUGCCUUGUUUUGCUUCACCUACAUCAUCCAAACCAAUGGCUCAGAGGUGACAGUGACACAGGACAGGGUGUCCAUCAGGGACAACCACACAGCAAAUUCAUUCACAGUGACCCUGAGCAGCGUCACACUGGCAGAUGCAGGCCAGUAUUUCUGCGGGGUGAAGAGGAUACUGGCGAUCAAGGGGAGGCACAGCACCCAGGUCAUGGUCUCUGCAGCUCUUUCAAGCACGACUGAGGACAGCAACAUGACCCCGCUGACCACCAAUCCUCUGUGCCCCAGGGGAUGUGGGGAGCCUCCAGAGCUGUCCCACUUCGGUGUCACCUUGCUGCUCCUGCUCAGCAUCAAGGUACUCGUGGCACUGGCCAUGGUGUGCGGGGCAGCCUGGGUGAGGAGCCGGGGCAGGAGCCGUGACCAGGAAAUCCUGCAGCCCUUGGAGGUAUCCAGCAGCACCAGGGCACGGGGCAGCCCACCCAUCCCAACCUCCUCCAAGCUCCAGGGAUGCCCUCCUGCCUGCCUGGCCCCCAUCCUGCUGGGGCUGUGCCACCCCUCACAGCCUCCCCGUGCUAAGAGGGGCUCAGCUCCUGUAACGGAGGUGGUACCAGAGGCAAAAGAGGAAGCGAAGCCCCAGAGACAGAAGGAAGAGGAGCAGCAGGGCUGCCCCGACACGUCCAUGUGGCUGCUGCGGCUGCUGGCCCCGGCACUGCUGCCAGGCUCCGGGACAGCGACAGUGCCCGACAUCCCGCAGAGAUUCCUGAGGAAAGCCCUGUCGGUCACCUGCACCACCUCGAAACUGCAGCCCGAGGGGCGGUUCUUCAUUCUGGACAGCUGA
Catharus ustulatus (Swainson's thrush) is the source of this 2153-nucleotide messenger RNA. RefSeq names its product CMRF35-like molecule 3. The transcript is spliced from 7 exons. Gene Ontology annotation, molecular function: transmembrane signaling receptor activity. Gene Ontology annotation, cellular component: plasma membrane. Lineage: Eukaryota; Metazoa; Chordata; Aves; Passeriformes; Turdidae. The coding region runs from base 1065 to 2153 and encodes 362 amino acids. The record is from RefSeq and is a predicted model, not a curated record.